CCGGCCGGGUUGAAAGUUGAACAGCUUCUUCUUCUUCUCGAUCGUCUGUGGACCAACUCCACGUUAUACAGCAAGCAAGGCUUUGGAAACGCCAAAAGUCGCCUCUCGCCUUCUCCGUUCAAAGCAAUCUUCCUCCUCCUCCUUUUUCCCCUUCCUUGAUCUCCAAACCGAACUGCUCCCAGCUCAUCGACUCGAUCAGGAGCACCAAGUCGAUCGAAUUCGAUCUCAUACUCGAUCAGAAGCUCGUCAUGGCGCCGUCGAUCUCGGCGCUGGCCAAGUACAAGCUGGUCUUCCUCGGCGACCAGUCGGUGGGCAAGACCGCCAUCAUCACCCGCUUCAUGUACGACAAGUUCGACGCCACAUACCAGGCGACCAUCGGGAUCGAUUUCCUCUCCAAGACGAUGUACCUCGAGGACCGCACCGUUCGCCUGCAGCUAUGGGACACAGCUGGACAGGAGAGGUUCAGGAGUCUGAUUCCAAGCUACAUUAGAGACUCUUCUGUAGCGGUGAUAGUUUAUGAUGUAACUGACAAGCAAUCAUUUCUGCAUACAUCGAAGUGGAUCGAUGAUGUAAACACGGAAAGAGGUGGCGACGUGCUCAUCAUCCUCGUGGGGAAUAAAACAGACCUCGUUGACCAGAGGCAAGUGUCCACAGACGAAGGGGAAGCCAAGGCGAAGGAGCACGGCGUCAUGUUCAUCGAGACCAGCGCCAAGGCCGGCUUCAACGUCAAGGCGCUGUUCCGCACAAUCGCCACGUCCCUGCCCGGAAUGGAAGCUCUGUCGUCGGCGAAGCAGGAAGACAUGGUGGACAUCAACCUCAGGCCUGCCUCCGGACCAGCAGGUUCUCGCGCGGCUGCGGGGCAGCAGGAGCAGAAAGCAGGCGGAUGUGCUUGCUGAGACCUCCGUGUUCUUCAGGGAAGCGGUUGACUUGACCAGGAAUCCAGGAUUG
This is a messenger RNA of Lolium rigidum, 948 nucleotides long. Its product is annotated as ras-related protein RABH1b-like. Lineage: Eukaryota; Viridiplantae; Streptophyta; Magnoliopsida; Poales; Poaceae. The record is from RefSeq and is a predicted model, not a curated record. Gene Ontology annotation, molecular function: GTP binding; GTPase activity. Bases 249 to 896 code for a protein of 215 amino acids. The transcript is spliced from 6 exons.